GUUGACCUUAUCCUGCAGACCAGCACGUUGCCCCGCCCCCCUUCGUCGACCUCCUCCGCUCGCCAUUUUCACCAAUCUACCACGCCAUUUCUUUAAUUGCCUCCCUCACCCGUUUCUGCUUCGCGUCUUCCUGCCUCAUCCAGCCAGCCAGCCAGCCUUUAAUGCCACACCUGCAACAUCCACCACCUUCCUUCCUCCCUUUUACUCACCUCUCCCUCUCUCUCUCUCUCUCGGGUUCCCCCUUCGCCAUUGGUGCCACAGGCUGGAUUCUUCUCAAGCUUUGCUACGCGCGGUUCUUUGCUUGAGGAAUGAGUGCUUGGAGCUUCUGCUGCACAAAGAGGGAUAAGAAUUCGCCUACAGUUGCUGAUGCCUAGCAGCGCUCUACUCUGAUGCGGUACAGCUCCAAAUUUUAGCACACUGCCGCCAUGGUUUCCACUGGUCUGAGUUUAGAGAUGACGAAGAAGGUUCUUGGCCUGGCAUUGUGGGUCUGGAUUGCAAUCGGUGUGGUCGCUCUCCUAGUCGCCAUUUUGCUGAUGAUAUGUAUCUGGGCGGCGUCCCGUCGCAAGACAAAGAGAACCAUGGAGAACUUGAGCCAGACACAGAUCCCCAUCUACUCCAAGGAGAUCCCGGUAGACAGGGUGGGCGGUGGCCGCAGCCUUGCGCAGACGAUGCAUGAACGUGAGCAGCCUAGCUUCCCAACGCAGGACAAGCACGCCGUGAGUCGGGAGCCGGGGAAAACGGUGGGGCAUAUGGCAUUGAGCAAGUCCUCGGAUCAUGAUAACGUGAGCCAGGGAAGCUCAGUGUGCAAUGUGGACCGGGUUGGCAGUGUGCAUUCUGGUGAAGAUGGCGGCUCGGGGCACGGCAGGAAACCGUAUUCUCCUGCGGCAUUUGUGUCCGCGUCGCCCCUCGUUGGCCUUCCUGAGUUCUCUCAUCUUGGUUGGGGUCACUGGUUCACUCUGCGCGACCUUGAAUUCGCCACCAAUCGCUUCUCAAAGGAGAAUGUGCUUGGAGAGGGUGGUUACGGAGUUGUGUAUCGUGGUCGUCUGGUGAAUGGAACCGAGGUUGCCAUAAAGAAGAUUUUUAACAACAUGGGGCAGGCGGAGAAGGAAUUCAGGGUGGAGGUUGAGGCUAUUGGACAUGUACGACAUAAGAACCUGGUCCGUCUGCUGGGAUACUGUGUUGAGGGAGUGAAUAGGAUGUUGGUUUAUGAGUUUGUGAACAAUGGUAACUUGGAGCAGUGGCUUCAUGGAGCUAUGCGCCAGCAUGGUGUUUUUACCUGGGAUAAUCGCAUGAAGGUUGUUAUAGGCACUGCAAAAGCACUUGCGUACCUUCAUGAAGCUAUAGAACCAAAAGUUGUACACCGUGAUAUAAAGUCAAGCAACAUCUUGAUUGAUGAUGAAUUCAACGGCAAAGUCUCUGACUUUGGUUUGGCCAAGAUGUUAGGGUCAGAUAAAAGCCACAUUACCACCAGAGUGAUGGGAACAUUUGGAUACGUUGCACCCGAGUAUGCUAAUACUGGGAUGUUGAAUGAAAAGAGCGAUGUUUAUAGUUUUGGCGUUCUCUUGUUGGAAACUGUGACAGGAAGAGACCCUGUUGACUAUAGCCGCUCUUCCAAUGAGCCCGCCCACUGGCUGUAUUCUUGGACAUCCUAAAGUGGUCAGGCUGCCACUGCAUGAGAUCACUGGAGCAGCACAGACCACCGAGUUUCUUCCUCUUCAUGGAUGCCGGGAAGUAAGGAGAGGGACAGCAGUAUGCGUGGUGCCAACAAAGGCAGACAAUGUGCUAGAGUGACUCCGGAAGCAGCACAGGUCUGGUUGCACAACAGGAGGCCAUGGACAGGUUGCCCCACCCUUCCGCUAGCGCCAUGACGGCCUAGCAUGGAGUACAAGCUGGUGCGCUAUCUGUAGAUCCGUCUUCAAGAUGGUGACUGAAACACCGCUUCACAUCCGUGGUGAAAACUUUUGUUCUGAUGUUUAUUGGUCGGGCUCAGCAACGACGUACUUGCGUCAUUUUCUUGUUGAAGGCGUUGUCUUCUUGUUGAUGUGUUCACUGGUUGGUCUCGGCAUCCUGGAUGAAGAUCCUUGUCCUGCCCAUCCCUGAACGGACGUGGUGACGAUGGCGCAAGGGCGUUUAUCUCUUCUUGAAGACGUUGCUCCGGAACAAGUCUGACUUAGUCGUUGGUGUUAAUUUCAUAUAUUUGUAAUGGUGAAGCCCUAGUUGUCCAUGUUUUGUACUCUUCUCUUUGAUGUAUUUGGUCUUCUUACCUUGCAUCAACUUUAAUAAAAAUGGCGGUGUGCAUCACAAUGAUGCAGAGGCCAGAGUUUUCAA
Molecule: messenger RNA, 2328 nt
Organism: Triticum dicoccoides
Lineage: Eukaryota; Viridiplantae; Streptophyta; Magnoliopsida; Poales; Poaceae
Product: probable receptor-like protein kinase At2g42960
Exons: 8
Coding region: 426-1652 (408 amino acids)
Biological process (GO): protein phosphorylation
Molecular function (GO): protein kinase activity; ATP binding
Source: RefSeq, a predicted model, not a curated record